AUGAACAGGCAAGAACACGAAGCCUCGUUUUGUCUACAUCGCCCGAGAAUUAAUUCUCUACAGGACCCGCGCAAUGACGUCUGUGUUCGUGUGGUGCAAAACACUACUCUAGUAGAUGGAUUGGGCGGUGAGGUAUGGGCUGGUGCUAUCGUUCUUUGUGAGUUCCUGGAAGCGCACGACCAGGAUGUUGUGCUAGGACGCGACGUAAUCGAGUUGGGUGCUGGCUGUGGUCUGUGUGGACUCGUGGCUGCCUCGCUAGGCGCCAAAACAGCCUUCCUGACGGACGAGUAUCCAGAUCUACUGGCAAGAAAUAUCGCCAGGAACCGCCAUCUAUGGGAAGAAAUGGAAAAUGGAAGUGUAUCAAUUAUUGCUUUUAGCGGAGCGCUGGAGUGGGGUGUUGCCGAGUCCAUCUCACCGUACGCCAACAAAUUUGAUACCGUGAUAGGCAGUGAGAUCACUCAAGUGGGCCGAGAUUUGCAUGUACCGCUACUUGAAACGAUACUCUGUGUCCUCCGUCCUAAAGCCAUGUCCCUAGCGCUACUCUCGAUGGAUUUGUGCCGAGCUGGCUGCAAGGGGAAGUGUAAUGUAAACAAGUGUACUGCUUCGCAUUUUGUAGCCGAAGCAAGGAAAAAAGGCUUCACAGUACGCAAGCAUUCUUCAGUACGUCUGGCUUCUCGCAAGACAGUCACCAGCUUAGUAGGUGCACAAGGUCGGCCACUGCACGUCGACGAUGACGAUUGGAGUGUUGUCUUUGAGCUGCGUCUUGAAUGUUCUAAUAAAUAG
Peronospora belbahrii is the source of this 783-nucleotide messenger RNA. The record is from the annotation of a GenBank genome assembly. Lineage: Eukaryota; Oomycota; Peronosporomycetes; Peronosporales; Peronosporaceae.